Molecule: messenger RNA, 255 nt
Organism: Brenthis ino (lesser marbled fritillary)
Lineage: Eukaryota; Metazoa; Arthropoda; Insecta; Lepidoptera; Nymphalidae
Source: the annotation of a GenBank genome assembly
AUGCAUACAGAACUUUUAAUAAGCUCUCCAAAUUACAAAGCGCAGGGCAUUACGCGCGGCGUCACGUUUCAGCUAUUGUUCGCAUCGUUUCAGCGCGCGCCAAUGGCCCAACGCCACGCCCCCACUGUCCCCCGCGCCCCCGCGGGUCCCCCGCCGGGCCCCGCCCCCAUCACGUCAGCUCCUACUCCUCACGACCUUAUCAUCAGAUAUCUAUCUACUUCCUUGAUGCACAACUACACCAUUACAUAUAAAUCC